GGGCGUUUGACAGCUGCCGCCAUAUUUGACGGCGUUUGAUAAGCACUUCAUCGAAAAAGGAAAAGUGUAAACAAACACCUCGUGAAAAUUUCGAUUCUCAUUUGGGCGUGCUGUUUUCCCCGUUUUCUUUCAAUUAAAUCCUUCGCCCAGCGUAGUAUAGUUGUGUGCUUGUGUGUGUGUACCCGUAUCUAUUAGCUGUCCCCUUCGAACGACACCGGUUGUUGGGUGCAAGGGAAAUAUGGAAACUGUCGAAAGUGCACAGCCGCCUGGCAGUGAAGCGGAUGUACAGGAGAACGAAACGGUGGCUACGACCGACGGUGGAGCGGGCAUACCAUCCGGGUGCCCGAUGGCAAAGCGUAGAAAAGUCGAUUCGUCAUCCGGCAGUGGGAAAGGGAGCGAAUCGGAGGAAGACAAUUCGGCGAACGCGACACCGAAAGAGGCCGCUGCGGUGGAUAACCUGCGCGAGUUUGACGUCCUGGAUGAGGUGCAGGGUGAUAACUCAGACGAGGACUCGGAAACGGGUGCCGGUGACAUGGAUGAUGGCAGCUCGGAAGGAUCGGACGUCAACUACGACGAUAUAGAGUCCAUGCUGGAUGAAGGCCUGCCGGAGGAGCUGCGCAACACGAACAAGAAGCAGCCGUACGAAGAGCGCUUCAAGCAGGUGCUCGAGGAGAAGGGUCGCAAUCAUUUCGAGGUGCUGCCGGAAGGAUGGGUCCAGGCCACGCACAUGAGCGGAAUGCCGCUGUAUCUGCACAAAGCGUCCCGCGUUUGUACCGCCUCUAGGCCAUACUUUCUCGGGCCGGGCAGUGUGAGGAAACAUGAAAUACCGCUCAGCGCCAUCCCUUGUCUCAACUAUCGCAAAGCGCUCGAGAAGGAGGAUGAGCUGAAGAAGGAACUGGCGGCCGCUACCGCUGCCCAGGCAGCCGCCGCUGCAAACGGUGCCGAAAACGGCGACGCGAGCAACGAGGCUGCCAGCGAAGGACAGGAAGGAGGAGUCACCAAAGAAGCGGCCGAACCGGUCCCGGAGCGUCAGCUACACAACGCACAGCUGAGUAAAAUGAUUGCCAGCGCUACGACCACUGCCGAGGCACAGGCCAACGCCAAGCUGCUGCCGCUGAAGGUGAGCGCCAAGAUCGAAACGGUCACCGAGAACCUGAAGGCCCAAUCGCUCACCUCGGAUGCGGUGGUGGAGUACUGCAAGAAGCUGUUCCGCUUCAAAACGAUACGCGUGCUGCGCUUCAAAUCGUGGGCAGCACGUCGCAAGUUCACCAAGCACCGGAAGCACAUAAAGAACUUGCAGCGCCCGACGCUGCCGGACGGUACGAAGCUGAUCACCUUCCCGAUGCUGAACAUCGAGGACGAACAGGGCAAUCCGCACGCCCGGCCGAAGAAGGAGUGGAUCAUGAACCCGAACGGCAAGAGCUACGUUUGCAUUCUGCACGAGUACGUGCAGCACGCCCUGCGCAAGCAGCCAACGUACGAGUUCAAGGAGCUGGAGAACGCAGCGACCCCCUACUCGGCGACGGUUACGAUAAACGAGCUAAAGUACGGCACUGGCUACGGUACCAGCAAAAAGCAGGCGAAAAGUGAAGCCGCCCGUGAAACGCUCGAAAUCCUCAUCCCCGACAUGAAGGACAAAAUUACGGGCAAGGAUGCGAAGGGUGCCUCGAACGGUGGUGGCGCCGGUGCUGGCGGCAGUGGCAGCGGUGGCUCCCAGCAGCAAUCGUCCGAUCUGCGCGAGCUGUCCGUGUUCGAUGAGAUCAAAAUCGAGGACCCGAGGGUGGCCGAGUUUUGUGCGAAAACGACGGAACCAUCGCCCCAUGCCAUCCUGCUUACCUGCCUGCAGCGCAACUUUGGGCUCGGCGAGGUGCACAUCAACUACGAGGUGAACACGAUGAAGCACCGGAAGAACGAGUUCACCAUGACGGUGGGCAAGCACGUGGCCACGGUCGUGUGCAAGAACAAGCGGGACGGCAAGCAGCGCGCCUCGCAAGCCAUCCUGCAGAUACUGCACCCGCACAUCAAGACCUGGGGCUCGCUGUUGCGACUGUACGGCAACCGGUCGGUGAAGUCGUACAAGGAGAAAAAGCAGGAGGAGCAGGAAAUUACCGUGCUGCAGAGCAAGGCCGCCAUCAACCAGCCGAACUACGCGAUCCUGGAGAAGCUGAAGCAGGAAAUGUCCAAGCUAGAGGAGCGGCAGCGCAAUGUGCGCGUGAUCGGUAAGUUUGUGCCACCGUCGGAUGUGGAUCUACCGACCGGGGCGGGGGCAAACUUAAAGAACGUGGAUCUAUAGGUGGGUUUGUGUUCGGCGCGAGACCCAUCGGUGCGAGACUGAGCAGAAACUGUGCAGCACUCUGUAGCAGGGCAGCAAGCAGCAAAAAUCCAGUGAUUCAGCUAAGAUUAGCAGCGACAACCGGCUGGCAACCGAGUGCCGCAGCUUACCUAUUUGCAGAGCAGGCAAUAACCAUCACAAUUCCUACAAUCUUCAUCAUUUCCCGUGCUUUCUCAGCCCAAGCAGGAGGGGGGAAAGUCCUUUAAAUAGAUUUAUUCUUAAUUUUAUCUACUACAUCCAUAGAAAAAGUCAGAAAUCGUUGUAUAUAUAACGAACGCUGUAAAAGUGAGGAGCGUAGCAAGUGCACACAACACUAAACGAGAAUUGAUUCGCCAAGAAAACGGUAAAGCCAUACAUUAAAGCAA
Anopheles gambiae (African malaria mosquito) is the source of this 2697-nucleotide messenger RNA. It is a transcript of the gene pasha, whose product is annotated as microprocessor complex subunit DGCR8. NCBI's taxonomy places the organism in Eukaryota, Metazoa, Arthropoda, Insecta, Diptera, Culicidae. Gene Ontology annotation, cellular component: microprocessor complex. The transcript has 4 exons. Gene Ontology annotation, molecular function: double-stranded RNA binding; heme binding; primary miRNA binding. The coding region runs from base 239 to 2293 and encodes 684 amino acids. The record is from RefSeq and is a predicted model, not a curated record. Gene Ontology annotation, biological process: primary miRNA processing.